GUGUAAGUGUAUUGAUUUUUUCAAAUACGUGUAAUUUAAAAGUGGAUUUACAUAAACUAUUCAAAAUGGCAUUUAACAUAUUUUUACUUCUUGCCGUAUUUACAAUAAUCUGUACACAAUGUAACUUGCCGACUGUUAAUGCAAUGAUUGGACCAAAUGUUCGCGUGGCUCACGAAAGAGAAUUUCCUUUUAUCGUAGCCAUAAAACACAUUAAUUUAGAAAAUCCUAUGCCUAUACGCGAUCACAUUUGUACUGCAGCGAUGAUUUCAAAAGUUCAUGUUUUAAGUGCAGCGCAAUGUACUGAGAAUAGAAUCAUAGCAAAUACUGCUAUUCUAUACGGUUCGAAUGCAUUAAUUUUUGCAGAAGAGUAUAGGAUUCGAUGGUGGAUAAAUUUUAACCAAUGGACCAUUCUUAAACAUAGACCGCUCGUAAAUCUCGAUAAUGAUAUUGUCAUUAUAAAGUUAACCCGUGAAAUAGAAGGAGAUUUUCAACCAGCACAGUUAUGGCCUUUACCGAAUAAUGAUAUAACAGCACAAUACGUUCAUCUGGCCGGAUGGGGAAUGACUGAACGUAGAGUGUUAUCACUUAGUCUGCUAACAGAUAGUACAGUGAUUAUAACAAACAAUGCGUGUGAACAUCACAUUCGACGUGAAACUGGACGAAUUUUUCAUAUUCACGAGAGACACUUCUGCAGUCUUGGAAUAACUUUCACUUUACUACAACGUGGAGAUUUUGGUGGACCCGUUUUGUACUGCAACAAAAUUGUAGGAAUCAACAAACAAGUACUUCCAGAAGCAAGAAGAGAAUUGAACAACCAAAAAAUUAAUAUCCAUACAAGUAUUCACUUUUAUAGAGAAUUUAUUGAAGACGUUAACAAUGAUCAUUUUAAUUGGGAGGGAUAAUAACCGCAUAAUAAAAUAAUUAAUGGCAUCUAAAUUAAAAUUUGUAUGUA
Molecule: messenger RNA, 952 nt
Organism: Ceratosolen solmsi marchali
Lineage: Eukaryota; Metazoa; Arthropoda; Insecta; Hymenoptera; Agaonidae
Product: azurocidin-like
Exons: 5
Coding region: 66-902 (278 amino acids)
Biological process (GO): proteolysis
Molecular function (GO): serine-type endopeptidase activity
Source: RefSeq, a predicted model, not a curated record